AUGGCUGUUACCUCCGCUACGUCCGCCAUUAAUCCUUCAUCCGAUCUUUCCAGUACGACGACAGUGACCAGUAAACGCUCGCGCCCCACACCCUCAAAAACUUUCCAAUGUCGGAAUUACGGUGACUGUCGGAUGGUCUUUUCUCGUUCGGAGCAUCUCGCAAGACAUAUCAGGAAACAUACUGGAGAGCGACCGUUUACUUGUCACUGUGGAAAGAACUUCAGUCGUCUGGAUAACCUUCGACAGCAUGCGCAGACCGUACACGCCGAUAAAGCUGACCAGAAUGAACGAAUGAUGCGUGAACUAGGUCGAGUGCAUGCCACAAUGGCCGCAGCGAAUAAACAAGCGGCACAGGCCGCCGGAGUCCCUGCUCGCAGUUCUAGAGGAUCUCAGGACUCUACUAGCAAUAGCGCACGGCCAGGCCGUUCAAGAGCAAGACCUGGGACUUCGACGGGGUAUGAAGGCGCUGGAGGUGCCGAUGGUCUGGCGAUGCCCGCGAAUCAGCUUAAUCUAACUGGAUACCCUGAUCUUCCUGAUCCGUAUCUAGUACGGAAAAAAGAGCAGCGCGAAGAUGGUUAG
Molecule: messenger RNA, 579 nt
Organism: Lentinula edodes (shiitake mushroom)
Lineage: Eukaryota; Fungi; Basidiomycota; Agaricomycetes; Agaricales; Omphalotaceae
Exons: 3
Coding region: 1-579 (192 amino acids)
Biological process (GO): regulation of transcription by RNA polymerase II
Cellular component (GO): chromatin
Molecular function (GO): DNA-binding transcription factor activity, RNA polymerase II-specific; RNA polymerase II cis-regulatory region sequence-specific DNA binding
Source: RefSeq, a predicted model, not a curated record